AUGGACGAAGAUAGCAGACUAUUCGAGUCGGUCAACAUUGGUCUCACUAGCAUCGAGAAAGGAGCUGAAAGGUUCCUACGCGAUGGAGCCCCCUGUCCUCCACCUCUGUCUUACUGGCGGAACAAUUUGACUGCUUUGUCCCAACGCUUCAAUCUCUACUUUGUCGCGACGAGAGAUACCGUUGCUGUCUACAGACCUGACUUUCCCUUUCAGAAACUUCACAGACUACCUGCUCUACUCAUUGUGCCUUCGCUGGCGAAUCCGAAUGCCGCCGGCUACAUUGACUCCCAAUUUCCUCAUGGAAUCAACCAUUUGAUUGUGGGAGACUUGGGGAAAGAGGAGAUCCUUCUCAUGGCAACCGAUUCCGGCAAUGUGUGCGCCUACUAUACCAAGUCAAUUCUUGAAGCCAUUCGAAAAGACCCGUACCGCUUCAGCACAGAUGGUCGGAGCGACUGUGUCGGAGUCUGGCCUUUCUUCACACAGUGGGUUCAUGAAUCUGCCUGGGGCCUUGCUAUCCACACCAAUGCCCGAAUGAUUGCCGUAUCGGCGAACACGCCUCAUCACGUUGCAGACGAUGAUCCUUGUGCUAAAAUCACUGUAUUUGCCUUCGCCUUGACAGACGCGGGCAGCGAAGGGAGAGACGACGAGGAUCGAAUGUCCGACGAUGAUUCCGAGCUGCCCGAACAUGCUAAACAAACAGAUUGGCAAGAAUGGAUGGCAGUAGGUCUUGAUGCUACCGCUCCACCGCGGAAUAAAAAUUACAAAAUCACUCUCCGUGGUAUCGAUGGCCACGACCAUAACAUCCCCUGCAUAUCCUUCGUAAACACAGACGAUGACCUGGGGGGCAAUUGGCUCCUGAGCACCGCCAUUAAUGGUGAGAUGAAGAUCUGGCAGAUUUGGCAAGGGAUCUGCCACAAGGCCUGGGAUUUCUCGGAAAGGAGCAUGCGUGCUAACGCUUACCGAAGGCGGGAAGGCGGCUGGCUUGUCGCUGCCCUAGAUCCUUGCGCCUUCCGGCCGGCUAGGACAAUGGAGCAAUUUUGCGGAUACUUCAAGGUUCCCCAGUAUCAUGGACAUAAUAGCCUGGAAAGCUACGACCUGACCAAUGUUGUCCGACUUCGCACGCCUAGCAACAGUCACAUACACUUUAUCAUGUAUGAAGAGAGAGGGAACGACGACGACGACAAUGAUGAAGUCCGGGAGACUUUUGACUCUUGGUCCGAUAUGGAAGAAGCUAGUGUCGACGCGGAUCAUGCUGAGGCUAAUGCGAGUUCGCUCCCAGUUUAUCUUGGAUACAAUAAUGAUGGAUCCUCGGAGGACGGCACCUGGACCACGGAAAACCCCCACGACAACCUCGAGUCAGAAACCAGUGAGGUUACCUCUGGUUCUGGUUCUAAUGCGAGAUCUGUUGACAUUGGCCAUGACUCUAUGACACCUCAAAGAGACGCUCUCUCGCUAGAAUAUAUGCAGUUCGCAGAGGCUGACACGGACUCUGAGGAGAGCGAAGAGGAAGAAUUGCAAUAUCCUUCAAGCUCGGAGGAAGUGGAGGAUGCUGACCUUUCUUCCACCAGCCGGCGAAGCACUACAUCACUGUCAAGUCUCGCACACCGAACCAGCCAGGAGAUUGACGUGGAUGUCUUGUCCACAUCUGACAUGGAUUCUCCGUUGCGCAGAAGCCAACACACUGAACUGAAAAGCCCCAAGCCUGUCAUCGAGAGCAGUGCUUCGACAGUUCCCAGAGCCGGUGUCAGGGCCACUCCACCCAAUAUACCUACUCUCCAUUGCAGCCUGUCGAAUUUAAGACUGCUCAUGGCCCCUAAAGCCGAUUCCCCACACGUCUUUUGUGCCAACAUCCUCAAACAGGCAUUGCCUCCUAUCAUUCAGAGCACAAAUCACGCCAACAUCGAUAGACUCAACAUGUUGCUGCAAAUUCCCGAGUUGGGCAUUGUCAUCGUCGCGACCCAGAUCGGCCGAUGUGCCGUCUGUUCGUUGACGAAGAAUGAGAAAACUGGAACACUGGGCCUGCGAGUGAGCUGGAUAUUACCAACCAAGAAACAAGAGCGGAAAGGACUUCGACCAUUUGGGCCACUACUUGGGAUAGCAGCUUCACCAGUCCAGGGUUGCUUUAGCACCGAUGAAUUUGCAGUUCGAUCAGAAUCCGGCGAGUCAACGAAGUGGGGAAGGGACGGGCUUGUGGAUGGAAUUCCAACCACAUUUGACCAUACCGUACUUGUCUUCGAUGAGCGCAAUGGCGCGGAAGACGACUCCCAGCUCUCGAACGUGGAUGCAGACUCCGGGGAGCGUACUAAUCGGCCGCGGACGAAGAGGAAACGUCUGUCACAUGAUCCCCGGAAAAGGGGGUUUGGGAGGAUCAGGACCGAGUUACGGGAUUGGGAAGUUCCAUCAAGUCCAGAGCCAUGGCAGGCCUUGGAAAGUAGUCGCCGGUACAGGCUGAUGCUGACAUAUAUGGAUAUGACCGUCCUAUCCUACGAGCUGUCGCGGGGUGUGGAAAGGGAGGAUAUCGCUUACGAGGAGGUAUCGACGCUCGACCUGCUUGACUGA
Molecule: messenger RNA, 2559 nt
Organism: Cladophialophora psammophila CBS 110553
Lineage: Eukaryota; Fungi; Ascomycota; Eurotiomycetes; Chaetothyriales; Herpotrichiellaceae
Exons: 1
Coding region: 1-2559 (852 amino acids)
Source: RefSeq, a predicted model, not a curated record